Molecule: messenger RNA, 485 nt
Organism: Staurois parvus
Lineage: Eukaryota; Metazoa; Chordata; Amphibia; Anura; Ranidae
Source: the annotation of a GenBank genome assembly
AUGGGCCCCUAUAACCGCCCUCCUCAUGCUGCUUGCCAAGUCAGAGUGUGGUCAUGGUGUCCCCCCUAUCGCCUCCCAUAGGUGCUUGCCAGGCCCCAAAUCUGCCCAUGGGCCCCCGACCCCGUAACCGCCUGGUCACCGCUUGCUGCUGGGCCCACAGUGUGACCUGGGUCCCUGUAACCGCCUCCCAUUGCUCCCACUCUGCCUUGUGCCACUUUCAGGUCUCCUCACACUGCUGGUGGGUUCCAUUUUGUCAUAGGUUUGCUGUAUGGCCGUCCCAUUGCUGCUGCCUCCACCGCCACACUGUGGCUCCACACUCUGGUUUUUGGCCCCGUGACUGCCCAAAUGAGUGAAGUGUGCGGUGAUUCUAAGAUCGACGGCACUCAUCUGCAUGUCAUACAUACUGACUGACAGUAUUAUUUUCUCUUCCCCAGCAGACUCCAAGGGCAUAUAAAUUAAAGGUACAGUGUUCUGCACUAAUAUAA